Ziziphus jujuba (common jujube) is the source of this 2002-nucleotide messenger RNA. Its product is annotated as peroxisomal membrane protein PEX14. Bases 189 to 1781 code for a protein of 530 amino acids. Gene Ontology annotation, cellular component: peroxisomal membrane; peroxisomal importomer complex. Gene Ontology annotation, molecular function: signaling receptor binding. The record is from RefSeq and is a predicted model, not a curated record. Gene Ontology annotation, biological process: protein import into peroxisome matrix, docking. The transcript has 13 exons. Lineage: Eukaryota; Viridiplantae; Streptophyta; Magnoliopsida; Rosales; Rhamnaceae.
GUUUACCAAACAAAAAUAAUCACAUUUCAACAUCAUCAUCAGCGAGACGACGCCAUUGCUGUGUGCUUCGAGAUGAGCAAACAAGGCUAAGUCCUUUUUCUUCUUCUUCUCUGACACACAUACAACAACCUCACUCUCUUCGUCAUCUUCCCUGUUAUUCUGAUUCAGUGUGAAGGAGGAGUUUGAGCAUGGCGACUCAAUCCACUUCUCCGACGACCACUUCUACUGAAGAAAAUUCUCAGAAUUCAGCGGUGCUUACAGAACCGAAAAAUGCGGAUCAGUCAAAUGCCCAGGCAGAGGCAACUAAACAAAAUCCUUCAACAUCUGUUUUUGUGAAUAAAGAACCAAUUCGAGAAGAACAAGUGCAAAAUGCUGUGAAAUUCCUUUCACACCCAAAAGUUAGGGGAUCCCCAGUUAUCUAUAGACGAUCUUUUCUUGAGAAGAAGGGGCUCACGAAGGAGGAGAUAGAUGAAGCAUUUCGACUUGUCCCUGACCCACCUCCAAGUGCUCAGGCUGCUGCUGUCAAUCAAGAUGGACAGGUGAAAACAUCUUCAAGCAUUCAGCCACAAACCUCGAUACAAAAUCCGCAACCUGCGGCUGCCGCUCCUACUAAUGCCAUUACUCCCGUGGCUUCCUUAACAUGGCCUCGAUUUCACUGGUCUCAUGCUAUUCUUGCUGUAGGAUUACUGGCAGUUUCAGGAGCUGGGACAGCCAUAGUAAUUAGGAAUUCUAUUGUUCCUCGGUUGAAGUCUUGGAUACGGAAAGUUGUAUUGGAAGAUGAAGAUGGCAUUGCCAAGAAAACAGACACAAAACCAAGUCUGGCAGAAGAAGCAGCAGCUGCUGCAAAAUCAGCUGCAGCAGCUGCAGCUGAUGUGGCAAAAGCAAGCCAGGAAAUGUUGAAUUCAAAGAAUGAAGAGAGAAGAUACUUUGUUGAGCUUAUGAACAUGUUAGAUGUGCAAGUGCAAGAAAUGAAGUCAAUGAGUAAUGCUAUUCGGAAAUUGGAAGGGGAGGCAAGCGCCCCUGCAAGAACUUACAUAGAUCAUGAUGACCGUCAAAUCACAGUCUCAAAUCCACAGAAAUUAUAUGUGAAUGGCAAGGCAGACUAUGACUCACGCUCAGUGAGGUCUGCCUCACCUCCUGCAUCUGCAGAACCAUCAAUUGCACCUCACUCAAAGUCUUAUAUGGAAAUUAUGGCUAUGGUCCAAAGAGGGGAGAAACCUUCUAAUAUCAGAGAGAUUAAUGAUUUACCCCCUAAUCCUAAUCAGCAACCAUCAAAUCCUCGCUUAGCACCUCGAUCCAAGCCUUGGGAAGUUAGUCAGACUCAAAACAACUCAAACCAGUUUCUGCAGUCUCAAGGAAACUAUGAAGGUCUAAAUACCAAAGUACAAGAUAAUGGGUCAGUCUAUCAGUCAAAUGGAGAUAGUUCGGUGCCUGGGUGGCAAAGGAGAAAUGCAAGAAUCACCGAGAUCGAAAAUGAAGAUGGGUCUUAUGGUUCACGGGCCAAUGAGCGACCAGUUCAGCGAACCUGGGUUCCUCCCCAGCCACCCCCAGUUCUAAUGCCAGAAGCAGCUGAAGCAAUCCGAAGGCCAAAACCAUCGGUGCAGAAAGAAUCUGCAGCUGACGGUCAGUUUGUAGCACAACCAUCAGAUAUAACAGAUGAGUUGCAGAAGGCUACAAAAUUAUCUGAAUCAGGAGGUGCAAUUGAGAUUAAUGGUGGGAGCUCAAAUGAAAUACAAGAAGCUGGAGAUUACAGUUUGAGUAAUCCGGAGCAGCCAGUGUGAUCUGAAGCACUCUUGCAUAUCCCUGCUGGACCAAUUUGAUGGUUCAAGGCUAUAUCCUUUCAAAUAUUUCUUAUUAAAGCAAAGAGAAUGAUUCAACUUUGGAUCGGCUAUAAACGAAAUAUCUGAUUCAGUUUAUGUAUACUUUAUAUAAAUCCUGUAUGUUUUUUCACGCGAAGAGAAACGUUAUAGAUAAAUAAGAUUGUGAUCUUCUGUGCAGGAAA